Molecule: messenger RNA, 1876 nt
Organism: Hyposmocoma kahamanoa
Lineage: Eukaryota; Metazoa; Arthropoda; Insecta; Lepidoptera; Cosmopterigidae
Gene: CPG24
Exons: 3
Coding region: 1-1542 (513 amino acids)
Source: RefSeq, a predicted model, not a curated record
AUGACUCGACAAGCUUCAUGUUCCGACGGGGGUACGGCGCCACACAUUGCUGCUAUCGCAGAAAUAGUACGUGUUUCAGGAGACGAUAGUGAUGAUGACGAAGAAGAGGGUGUGCACCUGCAUCCUAAUGAAGUCAUGGACGAUGCUACCUUCUCUUCUUCAGGCUCCGAAGAAGAUAGCGAAGAUGACAACAUUACUUUGAGCGAACUGAAAUGGAAGAAGCAGCUAAACAUAUUUUUCUUUUAUUUCCAGGUUGUUAUAGUAGCCUCAUUGGCCGUGGUGGCCUUUGCCAGCGAGGAGAAAGGCGCACCAAAGAAAGCGGCUGCCGAAGACAAGAAGCAAGAGAAGCGAGGCAUUUACGAAACAGGCCAUUACGGUGGUGGCUUCGGCGGCGGCGAUGAGGGGCACAGUUUCGGGGGUCAUGAGGAAAUUAGUUUCGGUGGUGGUGGAGGAGACUUUGGUGGUCACGAGGGCCUGAGUGGCGGACAUGGCGGCGGUGACAUUGGUGGCGGAUUCGGAGGCGGACAUGGCGGCGGUGACAUUGGAGGCGGAUACGGUGGCGGAUAUGGAGGCGGAUAUGGAGGAGGACAUGGAGGCGGAUUCGGAGGCGGAUCUGGAGGCGGAUAUGGAGGAGGACAUGGAGGCGGAUUCGGAGGCGGAUCUGGAGGCGGAUACGGAGGCGGAUAUGGUGGCGGAUACGGCGGUGGCGAAUGGAAGCCUAUCGAGUCCCACGGUCAUGUUAAACAUGUUGAGAUCGUCAAAAAGGUUCCCGUUCCUUACACUGUCGAGAAACAUGUUCCUUACACCGUUGAAAAGAAAGUGCCUUACGAAGUCAAAGUGCCCGUACCUCAGCCCUACACUGUCGAAAAGAAAGUGCCAGUAACCGUCAAGGAAUACGUUAAGUACCCCGUGUACGUCCCUGAGCCUUACACCGUAGAAAAGAAGGUGCCUUAUGAAGUGAAAGUCCCAGUCGAUAAGCCUUACGAAGUCAAGGUCAAAGUGCCCACUCCUUAUACCGUUGAGAAGAAAAUCCCUUAUGAAGUUAAAGUUCCCUAUCCCCAGCCCUAUACUGUUGAAAAGAAAGUGCCAGUCCCAGUUAAGUACGAAGUCAAAGUGCCCCAGCCUUACGAAGUCAUCAAGAAGGUGCCUUAUGAAGUGAAAGUACCAGUCGACAAGCCCUACAACGUAUACGUGCCUAAACCUUACCCUGUACCGGUUGAGAAGCCUUACCCAGUCACGGUCCACAAACCCGUACCGUACGAAGUUAAAGUACCAGUCGACAAACCCUACAAGGUCGAGGUUGAGAAGCCCUACCCUGUCCACAUUAAGGUGCCGGUACCAAAACCGUAUGAUGUAUACAAGAAGGUUCCUUACACAGUUGAGAGGAAAGUUCCUUUUGAAGUCAAGGUGCCCAUCGAUAAGCCUUACCCUGUAUACAAAGAGGUGCCAGUCCCUCUCGUAAAGGAGGUUCCGUAUCCCGUUAAGGUGCAUGUGCCUUAUAUUAUCAAGAAAGAGCAUGAGCAACAUCACGGUUGGCACUGAAGUGUCUAGUUCGUUAGGUCUCACAUCGUACCUUAUAGGUUUAAGUUGAAAAUGUGAUCAAUUAGUAUUUUAGUGUAUAUAUUUCUGCAAAAUUUGUUGUCUCGGUGCUGUUAAAGGUACUCACAUCGGUGAGUGAUUAGGGCUGGCACGUCCAAUUAAGGUUUUAUCUCCGCAUAGCAUUGCCCACAAUGCGCGGUCAGUCCAGUUGUAUAUAAUAAUUAUCUGUUAUUAUUUUUUUAGCUUUAUAUGCUUUGUUUGUAACUAUGUAACUUGUCAAAGUAAACGAAUACUUUGAGUUGAGGCUGAUUUUAAAUAAAACUGUGUGAAAUGUUUG